Molecule: messenger RNA, 1125 nt
Organism: Salvia splendens (bonfire salvia)
Lineage: Eukaryota; Viridiplantae; Streptophyta; Magnoliopsida; Lamiales; Lamiaceae
Exons: 4
Coding region: 1-1125 (374 amino acids)
Molecular function (GO): nucleic acid binding
Source: RefSeq, a predicted model, not a curated record
AUGGAGUCUGCUGGUGGAGACAGUGCCGGAGACAGUGCCAGAGAUAUCACCGGCGACAAAGACUCACGCAUCGUAGGAGUGGACACCAAAAAUUUGAUAGCUCAAAUGCUGCUACAAUUGAGCCAUGAAGGCUUCAAGCGCAAAUAUCGAGUUCAGCUUGAUUCAAACAUGGUAAGAGCUCUUUCAUUCCUCGAAAGACCUACCAUCCGCAAGAUGGUUGUCAAGCUGGAUUUAAGUAAGAGUGCAGUGGGCAGGAAGGUGAAAGCAGGGGAACUGAGGCCACACACAAAUGAUGUGAAGCCCCUACUUACUGCUGCAAACAAAUACUACCUGCUGCCAGAUGAGGAAGAACCAUAUAGGUCAUGUAAGUCAAAGCGGUUUAUCACAAAGGUGAUGUUUAUGAGUGAUGUGUGCAGACCGUACUUUGGAGAAGAUGGAGAUGUCAUAUUUGAUGGAAAAAUAGACAUCUUUCCAUUCACAACAAAAGUGUCAGCACAGAGAAAAUCCAAGAACAGACCAAAAGGCACCUUGGAGACAAAGCCAAUUCCAUCAGUGAACAAGGCAGUCAUGAGAGAUUGUCUUAUUCAAAAAAUCAUACCAACAAUCAAGGCUAAAUGGUCAGAUAACAUAAGCAACGACAUAUUCAUACAACAAGACAAUACAAGACCCCACAUCAUGCAUAAUGAUGCAGAAUUUCAGUCAGUUGCAAAUACAGAUGGGUUCAAAUUCCAUAUCAUUUGCCAACCAGCUAAUUCCCCAGAUUGCAAUGUGUUGGAUUUAGGUUUUUUCAUAGCAAUCCAGUCUAUACAAGAUGGCAAACUGGCUAGGGGAGUGGAUGACUUGUUGGGUAAUGUGCAAAGCUCUUUUGAAGAACUUAGUGCGCAAACACUCAACAAAGUUUUUCUAACUCUUCAAGCUUGCUUAACAGAGAUUUUGAAAGUGGAAGGGGGAAAUGGCUACAAAACUCCACAUAUAAACAAAGACAGGUUGCCAAGGCUGGGGAUAUACUUCCACACACAUUGGAGGUUGAAGAACAUGUUGUCAAGGCUGCAGUGGCAUACCUCCAACAGACAAAAAAUGAUGCUGGCACAUCAUAUGACAUCUCAGGUUUCUGUAGAGCUGUAG